CUGGACCACUAUUGAAUAUUAAUGGGCAAUUGCAAGAACAUACGUACACUCGCAUACGAGGAUCGAUCCAACAGACACAAAUACGAGUACAAAUACAAAUACAUCUAUAUCCUAUAUCUGCAGUAGACCCUUUUAACUGAGUUUCGUAUUUCGUAUCGGACAAUUGGCAUUGCGAGCGGUGCGAGAGUUGGGGCGGGUUGAACGAGACAUAGUUAAGUGUCCGACUAAACAAUCGCGCUCUCAGGGGACUGCGUAUAUCAAAUUCAUUCUGAGGUGUUAUCAUAUCACAGCUGAACACAAACAUAUAGCUGAGGAGUACUAAAUGAGUGGCCAGAGUCCACCUCCCGCAUGCCUCUACAGCGGCCUUAACCAACAUAUACGUACUGCGGAGUGUUGAACAUUUGACUAUACCAUACUAACCUAUACAUCACAAGACAUUAAAAUAUCAUGUCGACCCCACAAGCCGCUAACAAUGUCCUCCGACAAACGCCCUCCAUCAAGGAACUCCUACUCAAGAUGGAGACCUUUAAUGCAGACAUAGGCAAGCAAACGGACAGCCCAGGAGUAGACGGUGAAAAGUUCGCACGAAUAGGCUCAGAAACAUCACAGGAUGGGCACCUACCGGCCGCCCGUUCACUGAGUUCGCAGUUUAUGUUAGCUGCCAGUCCUAUCGCCAGGCGUAUCUUCGGUAGUAUAGACUCUGCCGAACCUCUGAACGGCAAUAUGGUUCCUAUGCAAGCUGAAGCGCUGGAGAGCGCAUGGAUUGAACUCCGCAACACAUGGGAUACCCUAGGCCAGAGAAAGCGGAGGAAUAGAGCUAGUGAGUUGGUGGUACAUGGCAUACCCGCGAGUGUGCGCAGUAUGAUGUGGCCUGUGUUAGUGGAGACGGUGAAUGAGGGCAGCAUGCGAGACCUGUACAAUACCCUGCUCAGACGCACCAGUAGCCAUGCAGAAGCAAUUAAACGGGAUAUCAAUACGAUUGUCCUGACACAUCAGGAGCUGCGUAAGCUGGAUGUGAAGGUGGUUAGCCGGGUGGUCGAGGCUUUGGUACUGAAUGAUCUCCAGUGCAGCAAUAUUACUGGAUUGGUGUAUCUGAGUAUGAUACUCCUGAUGCAGUAUGUUGUACUUGGAAUAUAG
Sphaeroforma arctica JP610 is the source of this 1137-nucleotide messenger RNA. RefSeq lists its product as hypothetical. The coding region runs from base 448 to 1137 and encodes 229 amino acids. The transcript has 2 exons. Lineage: Eukaryota; Ichthyosporea; Ichthyophonida. The record is from RefSeq and is a predicted model, not a curated record.